UUCACUUUCGGGUUAAUCAUUCCAAGUUCAGCCGGAGCGGCGCGCACGCACCUCGGCUUUUAUCUGAAUUGGUCCUCCGAAUUUUGCGUGCCAGUCUCCAGAGGGCGGCCGAUUGUCACGUCUUGAGCACGCUACACGGCCAGGCUGCCAGCUGGCGAUGGGCUUUCUCGGAUGACGGUUGGGGGGCCUACCUGAAACGCAAUACGGUAGAUGACUUGUCUUCUAGCCUGGACCGGAUCAGUCCGGUUCAUCUUUAAACGGCUUGCGGUGCAAAAAAGAGAGAGAGAGCGAAAUAAAGUUCCAGUCUGAUUUCACAUACAAGGAGACUGAUGACGUCACGCUAACGCUCUGCCCUGGGGGGCCGGUCCUGUCUGCUUGUGCCAUCCCGCGGCUUGCGCUCCAUAAUAAAGUGACAACCGUGUGAGUGCGGAUCUGCGAGGCUGUGCACUUCACUACGCACGGGAAAGAGUUCCGAUCCAGGAGGAACACGACGCCCCCCCCCGGAGCGAUGGCAACACAACUCUUUGACAAAGAGACAACAAUUGAACUGAGGAAGAAGCACAUCGGGCCAUCAUGCAAGGUGUUCUUCACCAAGGACCCCAUAAAGAUAAUCCGCGGGCAAGGCCAGUUCCUGUAUGACGAGAAAGGAGAGCGAUACCUGGACUGCAUCAACAAUGUUGCACAUGUGGGCCACUGCCACCCACAUGUGGUGCAGGCCGCCAUCAAACAAAUGGAGCUGCUCAACACCAACUCCAGGUUUCUGCAUGACAACCUCGUCCAGUAUGCCCAGCGGCUGACUGCCACCUUGCCAGAGAAGCUCAGCAUCUGCUACUUUGUCAACUCCGGCUCUGAAGCCAAUGACCUGGCAUUGAGACUGGCACGGCAUCACACGGGGCAUCAGGACAUCAUUACCCUGGACAACGCCUACCAUGGCCACGUGACGUCUCUUAUAGAUGUCAGCCCUUAUAAGUUCCAUCAACUUGGAGUGGGGGCAAAGAAGGACUUUAUACACGUGGCUUCUGCUCCGGAUGUGUACAGAGGAAAGUUCCGUGAGGACCACCCGGACCCUGCUAGUGCGUAUGCAGAUGAAGUGAAGGAGAUCAUCGAGCAAACACAAAGAAAAGGCCGCCAGAUUGCUGCCUUCAUCGCCGAAUCUCUUCAGAGUUGUGGGGGUCAAGUCCUUCCGCCACCGGGCUACUUCCAGAAAGUGGCACAGCACGUGCGAGGUGCGGGUGGUGUCUUCAUAGCCGAUGAAGUCCAGGUGGGCUUUGGCCGUGUUGGGAAGCACUUCUGGGCUUUUCAACUACAAGGAGAGGAUUUCAUGCCAGACAUCAUCACCAUGGGGAAGCCUAUCGGCAACGGGCAUCCGAUGUCUUGUGUGGUCACGACUAAGGACAUCGCCGAGAGCUUCUUGAACUCCGGGAUGGAAUACUUUAACACGUUUGGAGGUAACCCCGUGUCCUGUGCCAUCGGAUUAGCUGUGCUGGAUGUCAUUGAAAAUCAAGCUCUCCAGAAACACGCCGCUCAAGUGGGCGAUUACUUAAUGGCCCUGUUGAAUGAGCUGAAAGAAAAGCAUCCUUUGAUUGGAGACAUAAGAGGCACCGGGCUGUUUGUCGGGGUGGACAUGGUGAAGGAUCGUCUGAAAAGAACGCCGGCCACAGCCGAAGCUCAGUUUGUGAUCUACAGGCUUAAAGAAGAGCACAUCCUCCUCAGCGCCGAUGGUCCUCACCGGAAUGUUUUAAAAUUUAAACCGCCAAUGUGCUUCUCUCGAGAAGACGCCAAGUUCGUGGUGGACAAAAUCGACACCAUCUUAAGUGUCAUUGAGAAAGCAGCUGAUCCCGACAGAGAGACUCACCAAGAGACGCCUGAGAUUGGGGGCUGCAAACGCAAGGACCCCAGCCUGCCAAAUGAGGAUGACGAGGAAAAUGUCAGAGGCGGUGGAAGACGGCAUGUCGGCCCUGGAGAAGAAGCCACCCAUCGUCACAAAGCAGCCAAGAAAAGAUUAAGAACGUAGCUCCUCCUAUGUUAUUAUACGGUAUUGUAAUUAUAACGUGUACAUGAUCUGAUAUAAAUAUGAAUGUAAACUCCU
Messenger RNA from Erpetoichthys calabaricus (reedfish), 2089 nucleotides. It is a transcript of the gene etnppl, whose product is annotated as ethanolamine-phosphate phospho-lyase. Lineage: Eukaryota; Metazoa; Chordata; Cladistia; Polypteriformes; Polypteridae. Gene Ontology annotation, cellular component: mitochondrion. The transcript is spliced from 13 exons. The coding region runs from base 509 to 2014 and encodes 501 amino acids. Gene Ontology annotation, molecular function: pyridoxal phosphate binding; transaminase activity; ethanolamine-phosphate phospho-lyase activity. The record is from RefSeq and is a predicted model, not a curated record.